Molecule: messenger RNA, 1463 nt
Organism: Alosa sapidissima (American shad)
Lineage: Eukaryota; Metazoa; Chordata; Actinopteri; Clupeiformes; Clupeidae
Product: cocaine esterase-like
Source: RefSeq, a predicted model, not a curated record
AUGAGUAAACACCUCUAUCUCGUGGUCUGGACAACUACAGGACCACUGAUCCACACCAAGCUGGGAGCCCUCAGAGGCGAGUACUUGCGAGUGAGGGGAAAGACGACAGUGGUGCACUCGUACCUGGGCGUGCCCUUUGCUAAGCCACCUGUGGGACCCCUCAGGUUGGCCCCACCCCAACCUGUGCAGGGAUGGGAGGGAGUCAGGGAUGCCACCAAGCAACCACCUAUGUGUCUACAGAAUCGACAGAUAUCUAUAGACUUUGCAGCAAUGCUUAACAUGGUUAUGGAGCUUCCUGAAGUGUCUGAGGACUGUCUCUAUCUGAAUGUUUACACUCCUGCCAAACCUGCUGAAGAUGCCAAGUUACCAGUCAUGGUGUGGAUCCAUGGGGGAGCGUUAAUCAUGGGCUCUGCCUCCUUCUAUGAUGGAUCUGUCCUGUCUGUCCAUCAGAACGUGGUGGUGGUGCUGAUUCAGUAUAGGCUGGGAUUGAUGGGCUUUUUCAGCACUGGCGAUGAUAACGCCCCUGGAAACAUGGGUUUCCUUGACCAGGUGGCUGCACUGCGGUGGGUCCAGGAGAACAUCCAGAGCUUUGGAGGGGACCCCUCUUCUGUCACCAUAUUCGGAGAGUCGGCAGGAGCAGUGAACGUCUCAAUGCAGGUCCUUUCACCAUUGAGCAAUGGCCUUUUCCACCGUGCAAUUACAGGGAGUGGUGCCGCCACAAUAGAAACCUUCGUUAGCCUAGAGCCUAUGCGAACAGCUAAGAUUGUGGCCAAUGCUGUGAAAUGUACUGGCACCAAGCCACACCAGAUUGCUGACUGUGUGAUGAAGAUGUCGACAGAAGACAUCUUAAAGGUUGCAGAGACAGAAGACUGGAUUAUCGACUUGAUUGUAAAUGAGUAUUUGGGUAGUGGAGAGAAUCGGAUCAAAAACAGAGAUGGAUUCUUAGAGCUCUGUGGAGAUAUUCUCUUCAUCAUUCCUAUCAUCAAGCUAUCAAAUGUUCACAGAGACUCUGGUGCACCAGUUUACAUGUACGAGUUGCAGCACCGUCCAAGCACAGUGUAUGACAGACGUCCAAGUUUCGUUAAAGUGGACCAUGGAGAUGACAUUGUGUAUGUCUUUGGGAGCUGCUUCAUGAAAAGCCACGUCAAGAUUAACGCCACCUUCACGGAAGAGGAAGAUGAGCUUUGUAGAAGAGUUAUGUCAUACUGGGGAAACUUUGCUCGAACUGGAUCUCCCAAUGGUCCUGGGUUGACCCACUGGCCGAUGUACGGUGCUGGGGAAGAGUACUUGGGGAUCGGGCUGAAGCAGCAGGUGGGAAGCCACCUGAGGGCCAACCGCUUCACCUUCAUGACGGAGACUCUUCCCAAGAAGAUACAACAGCAGAAGCAGCAGCGCAGUGAUGAGCUGUAGAAGGCUGAGCCUCAGAUCCCCUCUCUCCUCACAUUAAACCAAUGCUUCCAUUA